Siniperca chuatsi (mandarin fish) is the source of this 1668-nucleotide messenger RNA. RefSeq lists its product as uncharacterized. The transcript has 7 exons. The record is from RefSeq and is a predicted model, not a curated record. The coding region runs from base 215 to 1030 and encodes 271 amino acids. NCBI's taxonomy places the organism in Eukaryota, Metazoa, Chordata, Actinopteri, Centrarchiformes, Sinipercidae.
GUACAUAGAUAUAUUGUAAGAUGCGGACAAAGGAAGUGGAGUUUCAAGAAGGUGCUCUGUGCAGUAUAUAACCUCUGCCACAGAAGAGCUUGGCAGUAUCCAGAGCUCAGACUCACAGAGUGAGGAGGAGAAGACUGAACAGCAGACAGUCUCUACCUUAUAAAGUUUGGAAGCAGAAGACCUAAGGCGUCGGUAUUGAAACAGUCUAAGAGAGAUGACUGCAUCCAUGACUGAACUGCAGGAGAUCUACAACCAGCAGGGCUUCCUCUCAGCGCUGCCUGUCUUGAAUGAGACUGAGCUGAGGGAAGCCAAGUAUGCCUUUUCUGAGCUGGAGAAGGAAUUUGGUGAAGACUACACCCAGUACAGCCUCCAUAAUGUUCACGUUCAGUAUCCGUGGGUGAGGGCCCUGACCAAACACCCUCAAAUCUUACAAGUGGUCAAAGCCAUCCUGGGCCCAGACGUCAUCCUGCUGGACUCCCGCUUCAUUUGUAAAUACCCAGCACUCAAACCUGAUGUCCAGGAGAAUGAAGAGGGAGAAACCAAACCUGAUGGGAAUGUUGGACUUCCAUAUGUGGCCUGGCAUCAGGAUAUGAGGUAUUGGGGCAUUGCUGGUGGCCCUGUUCUCUCUGUGUGGCUCGCUUUAGAUGACUCACUGAAAGAGAACGGCGCACUUCAGGUCAUCCCAGGUAGCCACUGUGGUGGCAUGUUGCCCCAUCGUCUAGCCUCCCGCCCUGGAAACAUGCUGUCAGUCAAUCAGGAGAUCCCAGAGGAGCUGGUGCAGGCUGAUGAAGCUGUGUUUUGCCCUCUUUCAGCUGGGCAGAUGUCUAUUCAUGAUGGACUCCUCGUCCAUGCCAGUGAUGCCAACACAUCCCAGAGGAGGCGCUGUGGGUUUGUGAUCCGUUAUGUUCCCACCUGUGCAUAUCCCAUACAGGAUCCUGAUCGUCCCAGGAAAUUUGAUGCGACAGUGUUGGCCUGUGGAAUGGAUCAGUUCAAUAAUUUCUCCAACAAAACCACAAGAAUACUUCCGUGAUUCUUCCAACUUGCAAGAACAGUUACUUGUACACUUCAUAUUUUUAUAUGCGUUUGGUCAAUAUUUCAUACUUAGACCAAACGUCUAAUAUUCUAUAUUAAUGGAUAAUAUAAUUUAUAAAAAAUAAGGGCAGGUUUCUAUGGUAUAGUUCGUACUAUAUUGAUUGUAUACUGUGAACUGUGAAUAGAUUAUCAAUUAAUAAAAUGUUGUUGUAUUGUGCCAUACAUAGAUUUAAAUUGACUACGUUUUAAACUGCUUUAAGAUAAAUGCCAAAAUAACCAAUCAGUGAAUUUUACUAUUUCUGUUUACCCAGUUCACAAAGUUUGCAAAAUAUUAAGGACUUAUGUACAGCUUUAAUAAAGGUAAAUCAAUAAAGUAUUGAAAUAUGAUCCAAAAGCAGGGGUAUAUUCUUUGUAAUUAGGAUUUGGUCAUACAAAUACAAAAUCCUCCAAAUCCAACAUUUCAGUCUUUGAGGCACAAACACAAUCUGUAAAAUAUCUACCUUAAUUAAGUGCAAUUACAUCAAGUAAUUAAGUGAUUCAAGACUUUACAUUUUAGUGAGGUGUAUUAGAUUAAUGAUUUACUAGAAUGUCAUAAAUUCAGACUGGACUCAAUAAAUGUGUUAUUUUUCACCCAAA